AGCAGUGUCAUGUAGUUACGUUACUUUCGUUGGCGCAAGAGCUGUGCAGAAAGAAUCUGCUGCCCUUGUGCCAGAUGGCUACAAGCUGGGAAGUGGCAUGCGCUGCAUGGACUUGCAUUGCCGGGAUCCAUUUCUUCCGCAGAAGAGGUCUCCACCCGGCCGUGCCACCAGAGCCAGUUGCAGCCGUGGAGGACUGGGACUGGCAGAUGGAGGCGCCCGAGCUUCCCAUGCCGCAGCUGCCCUUCGCGCCUUGCAAUCCGUCGACCUCGCCGAAGACGACGGUGACCACGGAGGACCGGCCACCCUUCGGGCACGAAGGGCCGGGGUCGCCUUCGGUGAGCACCGAUGUAGGGGACGAGCUGCGGAUCCCGGCACAGGCAUCGAUGAUCGACGGUCUGCGGCUUCUGCUCCUGCACCACUUGAGGGAUCCGCUGAGCCCCGCACAGAUGGAACUGCUGGAGCGUCACCUGGGUCAACUGGCCUCAUAUGCCGAGAAGCUAGUGCAGCUGCUCCAGCGGAUGCGGGCGCCCGCUCCAACUGGAGCCAGGUUGAAGCUGAAGGACGAAGACUUGCUGGAGAUCUACCGUUCAGCACAGGAUGAAGUCCGACAUGGUUUGCCUGUACAGCCCGUGAGGGAAGCUGCCACAGAAGCGGCUGCGCCUGCCAAGCUUCGAACGCCCAGAGGUCUGUGUGACCCCGGAGCUAUGUCCUGAAUGGUUCCACCUUGGGGAGGGAAAAACCUGUCGUCUACCAGGUAAUCCCUUGGCAGAUGCAAGUACAAAAUCUGGG
Cladocopium goreaui is the source of this 789-nucleotide messenger RNA. The record is from the annotation of a GenBank genome assembly. NCBI's taxonomy places the organism in Eukaryota, Dinophyceae, Suessiales, Symbiodiniaceae.